This is a messenger RNA of Cheilinus undulatus (humphead wrasse), 2282 nucleotides long. RefSeq names its product tyrosyl-tRNA synthetase 1 (gene yars1). The coding region runs from base 117 to 1718 and encodes 533 amino acids. The transcript is spliced from 14 exons. Gene Ontology annotation, molecular function: tRNA binding; tyrosine-tRNA ligase activity; ATP binding. Gene Ontology annotation, biological process: tyrosyl-tRNA aminoacylation. The record is from RefSeq and is a predicted model, not a curated record. NCBI's taxonomy places the organism in Eukaryota, Metazoa, Chordata, Actinopteri, Labriformes, Labridae.
CGAUGACAGAGCUGGUGCUACUGCUGAUGCAACACACUGACAGGUCCACCCAGCCGGCUUUUCUCACACACGACUCACUGUAAGAAGGCAGGUUUAGAGUGAGAUCUCCCUGCAUCAUGGCAGACCAGCUAAGUCCAGAUGAGAAGUUCCAUCUCAUUACCAGGAACCUUCAGGAGGUUCUUGGAGAGGAGAAGGUGAAGCAGGUCCUGCAGGAGAGAGAGCUGAGGGUGUACUGGGGAACAGCGACCACCGGCAAGCCCCACGUCGCUUACUUUGUCCCCAUGUCCAAGAUAGCGGACUUCCUCAAAGCUGGAUGUGAGGUCACCAUACUGUUUGCAGACUUGCAUGCCUACUUAGACAACAUGAAGGCCCCCUGGGAGCUGCUGGAGCUCAGGGUGAAGUACUAUGAACAGGUCAUUAAGGCCAUGUUGGAGAGCAUUGGCGUGCCUCUGGAAAAACUCAAGUUUGUCAAAGGAACAGACUACCAGCUCAGCAGAGAGUACACGCUGGAUGUGUACCGUCUGUCCUCCAUGGUCACUGAGCAUGAUGCCAAGAAGGCUGGAGCUGAGGUUGUCAAACAAGUGGAGCAUCCUCUGCUGAGUGGUCUGCUCUACCCUGGGCUACAGGCUCUGGAUGAGGAGUACCUGAAGGUAGACGCCCAGUUUGGAGGAGUUGAUCAGAGGAAGAUUUUCACUCUUGCAGAAAAGUACUUGCCGUCCCUCGGUUAUGCGAAGCGGGCCCACCUGAUGAACCCCAUGGUUCCUGGACUGACGGGGGCCAAAAUGAGCUCCUCAGAAGAAGAGUCAAAGAUCGAUUUGCUGGACUCCAAAGAGGACGUCAAGAAGAAGCUGAAGAAGGCUUUCUGUGAGCCAGGCAACAUCCAGAACAACGGAGUCCUUUCCUUCGUCAAAUACGUCCUCUUCCCUCUGCGUGGAGAGUUCUGCAUCAAAAGAGACGCCAAGUUUGGUGGAGAUAAAAUCUACGCUGCAUUUGAGGAGGUGGAGAAGGACUUUUCUGAGGAGGCCAUCCAUCCAGGAGACUUGAAGGCGUCAGUCGAAGCAGCACUGAACGAGCUGCUGGAGCCAAUCAGAAAGAAGUUUGAGUCCCCUGAGCUCAAGAAACUCACCAACUCUGCGUACCCCAGCCAGUCAAAGACGAAAGGAGCAGUAAAGGGUGCCAAGGCAGGAGGAGGAGGAGGAGGAGGAGAUGAUGAUGAGCUGGCUCCUUCCAGACUGGACAUCAGGGUGGGCAAGAUCAUCAGUGUGGAGAAGCAUCCAGACGCUGAUUCGCUGUACCUGGAGAAGAUCGACGUGGGCGAGCCUGAACCCAGGACCGUAGUGAGUGGACUGGUAGCCUACAUAUCCCAGGAGGACUUGCAGGACAGGAUGGUGUUGGUUCUGUGUAAUCUGAAACCUCAGAAGAUGAGAGGGAUUGAGUCUCAAGCCAUGCUGCUGUGUGCCUCCAUUGAGGGGGAGCCGAGGAGGGUGGAGCCUCUGGACCCUCCAGAGGGGUCAUCUCCAGGAGAACGGGUCUUUGUAGAGGGAUAUGAGACGGGCAAACCAGACGACAGACUCAACCCAAAGAAGAAGGUGUGGGAGAAACUACAGGUGGACCUGAAGAUUUCAGACGAGUGUGUGGCUCAGUGGAAGGACAGCCAGCUGAUGACCAAACUUGGACAGAUCACAUGUAAAACACUUAAAGGAGGCAACAUCAGCUAGACACCCGCCCUUUACAUUCACCACUGAUGCUGCUCCUGCCGGCCACAAAAUUCUCAUCCACAAAUCGUCAUGGCAACAGUGGUCAGCCUUCACCUGGAUGUCUUUGUGAAGAACAAUGGGACAUUGAUGCCAAAACUCUCUUACUUUGAUGGCUUACAUAAAUUCCCUCCCAUUACUUUCAAAAUGUAGAAAAUUAAGUGUCUUGUAACUAAUCAUGGCUCGUUUCUGCAGAAGAGACGAUGCACUUAAAGAAUGGAAGUUAUCUUUCUCUGAUGGUUCAGUACCUGCCGUCUGUUCCUGGAGGAUUCUCAGGUGAUUGAAAAGGGACUUCAUGUUUCUCUUCUGGGUUGUAAUCAAACUGUGUUGUUUGCCUUAAUGUCUAAUCUGCAAACAUAAGGACUAAGACUGGGGUUCUGUGUAUCAGCAAUCAGAUGUUUGUAGAAGUCUGAUCUUGUACUGUCACACAUAGAAAGGUUGAACUCAAGGAAGCGUUGUAUAGAAAGAAUAUCCGAUCAUAAAUGUCAUAUAAUGAAAUAAUUCAUGACUAAAAUAAAAGCUACCUGG